GAUUCUGUGAAGCUGCCAUCGCCAGACGAACUUGCCGUCAUUCGCCGAAAAGAAGACGUGUGGGACGAGCUUUUUGCUAGGGCGCUAAUAAUCACCAGCAACUUUCCAUGGAGACCUAUAAUCGGGCUACUGCAGAGACUCUAUCAACCAUAUUUCAAAACUACAACGAUGCGACGUUUAACUUUUGGCACACGCUUCCACUUGAUAAGGUACUUCACCCGACAGGCAUCACCUAUAGAGGAUACGUGGGCAUGUGGUGGCCAUCCCAUU
Ostertagia ostertagi is the source of this 270-nucleotide messenger RNA. NCBI's taxonomy places the organism in Eukaryota, Metazoa, Nematoda, Chromadorea, Rhabditida, Trichostrongylidae. The record is from the annotation of a GenBank genome assembly.